Molecule: messenger RNA, 126 nt
Organism: Staurois parvus
Lineage: Eukaryota; Metazoa; Chordata; Amphibia; Anura; Ranidae
Source: the annotation of a GenBank genome assembly
AUGGACAGUUAUGGCUGGAUCGCCGCUACCAUCGGAUGGGCCUUGUGGUUCUUCACACUGAUCCUUCUCUGCAUCUGUAAGGUUAUGGACCUCCGUCCGAAUGAGCCCAAAUACCUCCAGGCCUGA